UUCACCGCUCUCAUAUUCAUCACCAUUUUUUUGGAGAGGAUCAUAAUCAUCACCUUGAAUAUCAAGCUUUUGGGGUAUUUAGUUUCAACCUCAAAUUAUCCUAGAAGGAAGAAAAUCAAUGGCUUCAUCCACAGCAGACCCAGAUCGCAUGAAACCCAAUUUGUGCUCAAACCCAUCUCGGAAAGUUCGAAUUGUAGCUAAAAUUCGGGGUUUUACGGAUCAAGAAUCUCAAUCUGUAAUUGGAAACCCGACACCUUGGAUUUGUGUGCACAAACCCAAGGAAGGUGCUUUAUCUGAAAAGGUUACCAUCUCCUUUGGAGAACAACCAACGAGUCGUAAAGAUGCUAGUGAAGUGGAUUAUUGCUAUGAACAAAACGAGGAUAUUGGCGUCAUAUUUUCAAGAGAGAUAAAGCCUCUGGUUUCAGAGGUUUUUGAUGGUCUUAACGCAACCAUUAUUGCCUAUGGAGCUAGAGGCAGUGGAAAAACCUAUACAGUUAAGGGUUCUGAAGAGAAACCUGGUUUGGCUGUGCUAGCAAUGGCUGAAAUCAUCUCAAUGGCAAAGGAAUUUGGGAAGUCAGUUGGUGUGUCUUUAUAUGAGGUGUUUCAGGACCAUGUUUAUGAUAUCUUGGAUCCUAAACAUCCCGAGGUUCAAGUAUUGGAUGAUGCUCAAGGCAAAGUUAAUCUUAGAGGGCUUUCUCAGGUCUCCGUGAAAUCCAUCUCAGAAUUUCAAGAGAUGUACUUUAAUGGAUGUAAUUCUUAUAAACCAGCACAAAAAAUAGCGCUCGAGCUGCCACAAAAGAGCCACAAGGGUUUGAUAAUAUAUGUGUCCUCUUGCAAUGAAAAUUUUACUAAGAUGAGCAAGAUGAAUUUUGUUGAUCUAGCAGGGUACGAGGAUGUCAGAAGAAGUAGUAGUGAUGGCAGUUAUUUUGUUGAGAGUAGUAGAAUCAAUAAGUCUCUCUAUGCCUUACUGAAUGUUGUUUAUGCCAUCAAUGCCAAUGAGAGUCGUGUGCCAUAUCGUGAAAGUAAAUUGACUCGCAUGCUGCAAGAUUCCUUAGGGAAAAAUCACGUACUGAUGCUCACUUGUUUGAAUCCAUCUUUUUGCCGAGACACUCUAUAUGCAGUUAGUUCAGCUUCUCGGUCGUGUCAAGGCAUCAACCGAGUAAUGACAGACUCCUCAAAGAAAGUUAGAGGUUCAACCAAGCAAAUGGUGGUUUCAUCCUUGAAAAAUGGGAAACCUUCUACUGUUUCCACUGCUGUGAAAAAACAAUCUGUGUCCCGAGCACAUUUCUCUGAAAAGAAAGCAAGCUGCAUGGUGAAGGGAAGGAAACUCUUUGAUGAAGGAAAUUUGAGCAGUUCUAAACAGGCUAAGUCCCAUUCAGAUGAUGCUUCAACUAUGCAGUCAAUGUUUCUGACAGAAAUUGAUUCAGCCAUUGUACCUUCCUUACGGGAAGAGGAAUCAGCCAAAUCAGAUAUGCUUUUGGCACCAGUACCCAAGGACAAGGAAUUGUCGGGAUCGGAUAUGCUUUUGGCACGAUUACCCAAGGACGAGGAUGUUUCGCCGCAAAGUAUGAGCAAUCAUUUAGAAGCUACCGCAGCUAUUAAUAGUGAUGCCAAAGCAUUGACUAUUUUUGAAGAUUGUUAUGACCUAGAAAAAGAGAACACAAGUUUGCUCAUAAAUGAAGGUCGAUCACCACCAUUGAGUGCUAGACUACGAGAAAUAUCAAACAACUUGAGGUCUUUAUAUUCUUCAACUCCUCUAUGCAAAAAGAUACAAAUGGAAGUUGAUACUCCGUCCAGGGGUCAAGUAGUCUCUUAUGAUAUUGUCGAACCAAAAACCCCAACUAUGGAUCAUGAUGCAAGAAUAUAUGAUAAAUUGGAGGUUGCAAAAUUUAAUAGCCCUUGGGAAACGCUCAAUAAUCGAAGUUCGGGAAUAAAGCAUUCUCUUGUUAAAGAAUAUCUGAAGUUUUUAAAUACUGCUAGCAAGGAAGAAUUGAAAGGAUUAAGGGGUAUUGGGGAGAAAAGAGCCACCUACAUUCUUGAACUUCGUCAAGAAUCUCCUGAACCCUUCAAGAAUCUUGAUGAUUUGCAGGGUAUCGGUCUUUCAGGAAAACAGAUCAAAGGCAUGAUGAAAAAAGUAGCCGGAGAGUUGCUCAGUUGA
Ilex paraguariensis (yerba mate) is the source of this 2158-nucleotide messenger RNA. NCBI's taxonomy places the organism in Eukaryota, Viridiplantae, Streptophyta, Magnoliopsida, Aquifoliales, Aquifoliaceae. The record is from the annotation of a GenBank genome assembly.